This is a messenger RNA of Pistacia vera, 1665 nucleotides long. RefSeq lists its product as uncharacterized. The coding region runs from base 261 to 1631 and encodes 456 amino acids. Gene Ontology annotation, molecular function: structural constituent of ribosome. Gene Ontology annotation, cellular component: mitochondrial small ribosomal subunit. Lineage: Eukaryota; Viridiplantae; Streptophyta; Magnoliopsida; Sapindales; Anacardiaceae. The record is from RefSeq and is a predicted model, not a curated record. The transcript is spliced from 8 exons.
UUCUUCAGUCUUCACCGAAUCAGGAAAUAGUCGCCAUUCAUACUCCAUCGCCGAUUCAGCAACAUGUCGUCGACCGGUGACAAUGCUUGUGCUUGUGAGAUUUCAAGUGACAUUCAUGCACCAAUUCCGACACCUACCCUAACAUUGUAAUCAAAAUUACCUCUUCAUCCACCAAACCUCAAAACCCCCUCAACAAACCCAAAGCUAAAGCCUCCGUAAAAUUAUCAGCAGUGAGAACUCCUCGUCUCCAACUCAGAGCAAUGUUGAGGAUCAUAUGUCGAACUGCACUCUCUAAGCCCCAAAACUACGCCAUUUCAACAUCGUUUGUUAAUCCCCAUCACCAUAAACAUUUUUCAUCAAAAGCAAAUAAGAACACUAAUGACAAGAAAAAUCAGCCGGAAGACAGCAAGAAAUCCAAGUCCAAACCCUCUGAUGCCUCUGCUGCCAUCCAAUCGGAGUCUGCCACGUCAGUGGAAGAAAUGGAGUUGUCUAGGGCUCGUGCUCGCCACUUAGCUGAAGACGAUCAAGAUCCCUCCCUAGAUGUGGGCCCCAAGAACCGCCCUCUCUUUACUAAAACUCCCUCUCUUUCUUUGCUCAGUCGCAAAGACGUCUGCACUUACUUCAAAUUCAGUGCGGGAGAAUUGAAUGAGGUAUUGCCAGAGGGAUUGCCGAUGGGGAUGUUGAUAGAAUUUAAAGAAUCGAUGAGGCAUGCAUUGCUUGUGAGACAAAGUUUUUUGGAUCUUCGCGAUAAUUUCAGGCGAAUAGUUGAUCCUCCAAUGCUGUCUUCUAAUGGUCCUAAAGUUAGAAAGCAAGUUGUCUUGGAUGGUCCUCGUAGUUGUGGGAAGAGCAUUAUGCUUGCAAUGCUUGUUCACUGGGCUCGUGAUGAAGGUUGGCUAGUAUUAUAUGUUCCUAGAGGUUGGGAGUGGACUCAUGGCGGAUACUUUUAUAAAAACCCACAAACUGGUCUUUGGGACACUCCUCUUCAGGCUGAAAAUGUUCUCAAGGAUUUUUUGAAAUACAAUGAAUCCCGCUUAAGAGAAUUGCCAUGCCAAAUACUUGAUCCUAUUCCACUGGGGGAGGGUGCUGGCAUUGGAUAUAUGAAAGGGGUUGACUCGAAGGAAAUCCCCGAAGGUUCAACUCUAUAUGAUCUGGUUCAAAUGGGAAUUCAGCAAACACAUGCGGCUGUUAGUGCGGUUGUUCGUUUAAGGAAAGAGUUAUCACUUGUGAAAGAUAUCCCUGUUCUUAUUGCAAUUGAUCAAUAUAACAACUGGUUUACAUUCAGUGAAUAUGAAGAGCCAGUCACUAUUCGUUCUUGUCGACCAGUGCAUUCUAGAGAAUUGACAAUGGUGAAUGCGUUUAGGUCUAUGAUGCAUGAUGAAAUGAUGGUAGGUGCUUUCUCUCACUCAACUGCUGUGGGAAAGCUUCGCAAAGACUUACCAGAUGUUCCAGUGGAUGCCCGUUUUAAUUUGCCUCGCUACAACGUUGAUGAAGCAGCAACUGUUUGCCAUUACUACCUUAGACAAAGACUCGUAAGCAGGGAGGUAUUCACAGAGGAAAAUUGGAAGAAAGUGUACUAUUUAUCCAAUGGGAAUGGAGUAGAGAUGAGAUCUUUGGUUCCGUUGAUGCGGUGAGGUCACGUGUAAGAUGAACCUGAAAACUUGAAGC